Piliocolobus tephrosceles (Ugandan red Colobus) is the source of this 935-nucleotide messenger RNA. RefSeq lists its product as uncharacterized. The coding region runs from base 84 to 485 and encodes 133 amino acids. The record is from RefSeq and is a predicted model, not a curated record. The transcript is spliced from 2 exons. NCBI's taxonomy places the organism in Eukaryota, Metazoa, Chordata, Mammalia, Primates, Cercopithecidae.
CCUCCGGGCGGGACCAGCUGGUGGUUCUCCAGCUGCACUGGGGCCAUGGCGGCGCAGGACCGGGCUUGGCGCAACGGCACACGAUGCGGUCCUCGAGCCUCCCGGGCGCUCGGUCACCGCGCCGAAACGGGAGCGGGCACAGUCGCCACCGCCUACCGCCGGGCCGCCUCAGAACAGGAAGCCGUGCGCCGACCGCGGAAGCCCGCCCCCAUGUAGCGAGAAGUCCGCCGACCCCAGGGACAGGAGCGAGGGGCGGGGAGAGGCGGGGAUGGGGGGGAAGCAGGGCGGCCCCGCAGAGGGGAAGCUGCGCCUCCGCAAACGCUCAGAAGCAGCUUCGCCAGACAGCCGCAACGUACAUGUUGACUGCCCGAGGCGGAAGUCGAUCGGCAGAGCGGAAGGGGGACCUGCAAAGGACCUUCAGACAGGUUGGUCAGACCAUGCCCAUGGUUCCUCCUCGACUUCACUAUGAAUGCCGCAUCUGUUGAAUGAAUGCAGUUUCUGCUGUUGCUUUCCAUUUUGGAUAGAAGUGAUUGCAAAUCUUAUCAAAAUAAUGAAAAAAAUACUUUUCAAUUCCUUUUCAACCCUUUUGAGUCUGAGGGGCAGCUGUACAUUAAAUGAAACCAUAUGUAUCAUAAUUUCAUUUUUCCAUCAAAAGGGCUUUAAAGGAAAUUCCCCUUUUUCUCCAUGUUUUGCAGUCUUUUUUGUUCCUUUUGUUAAAAUCAGAUUAAUCUCAUGAAACAUCUGAAGCAUUUCAGUCAAUUUAAGAGCUGAGAAAAUAUCAUGCUGCUAGUUCUGAAACGAUCUGAAGUGUGAAUCAUGUGAUCACCAAAUAGAGGAACAACUGAAAAAUGUGAAUAAAAGAAGUAUGUACCUAUACUAUAGUGUCAAAUAUUUUACUGUAAGCUUUAAAAUGAUAAAUUGGAAACUUUCCAAAA